CGUUUACAUUAAGUAUGAUGAUAUCUAAAAGUUGUUUAAAAUAAGAAACAAAAGAAAUUCAAAUCGAUAUUUUAUAACCAGUAUAAGUCAAUUACACAAUGUAAUUUUUUUUUUGCUAUUGUACUUCCUACUUACUAUUCAUUAAUAAAUUUGUUUAAUAUAAUUUAAUUAUUCAAGUCCUUAAUUAAAAUGGAUGAUAAACUGCGAGAAGAAUUAAAAAUUUCAGAACAAACUUCUCGAAGAGACUUAUGUGAGGAGUUUUUAUACGAAAUUUUUCAAUGGGAUCCACUAUGGCUCGAUGAUAAAAAAUAUGAAGAGACACCUCCGCCUGUUAUCGAUUCAAUCGAAAUGAUUCCGACGAAAUUAAUUUAUUCGACUUUUGAAGAAUAUCGUGAUGUUAUGUUUCCCUUUCUGAGACACGAAUUUUGGUUCGUUUUGAAAGAAGAUUUUAUCGAAGAAAUCAAGAACAAUAAACAUCCUAAAGCAGUAAAAGCUCAUGUUAAGCAAAGUCCAUAUUCUUCUCGGUCAGUUAAUAAUGAUGAUUAUCAUAAAAUAAGUGAGUUAAGUAUAAUAACUACAAUAAAAAAUUAUGAGAACAAUGAAAAUAAAUACCCCAAUCGUGGAGACUUAGUUAUAGUAAAGUCUCUGAAUGAUAAAAGACCAGUAACAUUUGGAUUUAUAUCAAACGUUGAUUUAAAAGGAAAAAUAAACGUUACAGUAACUUACACAUUGAAGAGUAAAUUCUGUUCAAGACUACAAUUACCAAGCCAAGUUGAGCUUACUACUGUGACAUGGGUCUCUGCCCAUAUAACUCUUAUUGAAGCAUUGUGUUAUAUUCCUUAUGCAGAAUUGAUGAAACCAAUUUUACAACCAGAAAUUGAAUACUUCAAAAUUUCGUCAGUUUUAAAAACAGUAGAAACUGCAACCAAGGAAGUUCUCAAUGAGAAACAAGCAGAAAUCAUGUCUAGAAUAAUAGAAACCGUAAAAAGGAAGUCUUUGGGAAUAUUUCUUAUUCAAGGACCUCCCGGUUGUGGAAAAUCAUCGGUUAUCAAAAACAUUAUUGCGACUAUUAUGAAAAAUGGAAAUGAAAAGAGAGUACUAGUGUGCGCACCUUCAAAUAAAGCUAUUGAUGAAUUAGUUUUAAAAUUAUUAGAUAUUCAACCUCUUCUUGAAGAGCAAAAAGUACCAUUCAAAAUUGUACGACUUGGACGAGAAGAUAAAAUGAAUGCAUCAGUUAAACGUAUAUAUUUAUCGAAUUUACGAUACAAUGCGAGAACGGAUAAAUUUUAUUACUAUCCGCGUCGUAAAAACGAAAAAAGAGAUGCAGCAUAUGAAGAAUUUAUACUUAAAAAAGCAAAUAUUAUCACAUGCACCCUGACAUCAAGCUACACAAGUUAUCGGAUGAGAUCAGUUUUUGGCCGAAAGUUUGAAGACAAAUUACCAUUUUGCAUCAUCGACGAAGCAGCACAAGCAACCGAAUUACUCACACUAGUGCCGGUAAUGCUGGACAUAGAUAAAUUGAUUUUGGUGGGGGAUCCUCAGCAAUUACCUCCAACGGUUCUAUCGCAGAAAGCAAAAGAUUACGGCUAUGAUUCAUCUCUAUUCGCAAGAGCUCAAACUAUAUUUGAUGAUGAACCAGAAGAGAACCCUAUUGUUAUGCUAGAUACUCAGUACCGAAUGAUGGAUUCGAUUUCUCAAUGGCCCAAUCGUUAUUUUUAUAAGGGUCUCAUUAAAAAUGCAGCUUCAGUCGCACCAUUGGAUUUUUGUAACUACAAAUUAUUGAACCAUUCUUUUGUGCAAGUUGAAGAUGCUCAUUCUAACCCAAAAGAAGCUAUACUUGUAGCUAAUUUAGUUAGUAAAUUGGUGGAAGAAAUUAAAUUAAAGUACCCGGAUAGAAAAAUAAGCAUCGGUGUUAUUACACCGUAUAAAGACCAAUAUAAAUUGAUUAAUAGCAUAAUAAAUCCAUGCAAGAAAAAGACUCAACAGAUGAAGCCUCAGAAAAUUUUGAAAAGACCAGAUCAACAAAAUGAUAAAAAUAUUAUUGUCAAAGAAGAAUGUGAAAAUGUAGACAAUGAAAAUAUCAACGAGAAAAAUUCAGAAAAUUAUGUAGAUGAUAAAGAUGUGGAGAAAGAAAAAUUUUUUGAAGAAAAUGAAGAUAAUGAUAAUAAAUCUGUUGAAUUAAAUGACAAUGUUGAUGAUCAACUCGAUGAAGAUUCUGAAAGUAAUGAAUCAGAAGAUAUAAAAAUUUUAAAUGAUACAGAAAAAGUAGUUUGUGCUGACGAAAAGAGAACUGAAACGAAAAAAAAUAAAAAGAGAAAUCAAGACAAAAAUAAAUGUAAGAAAGGAAAAAAGAACAAUGUUAAUGAUGAUAAGAGCUCUGAAAAAAAAGAAGAUGAAAAACCACAAAAAAUUCAAGUCAAUACAGUAGACAGCUUUCAGGGGUCGGAGUGUGAUAUUAUUAUUAUGUCAUGUGUGAGGAGUGAAGGCAUCGGAUUUGUUAAAGAUCCGAAUAGGCUCAAUGUAAGUCUUACUCGUGCUAAACAUUCUUUGAUAAUGUGUGGAAAUUUUAACACUUUCAGGCGUGAUGAAAUGUGGGAAAGCCUCUUAAACGAUGCUCAAUCUCGAGAAGUAUAUUUCGACUUAACGAAAGAUGAUGAGUUAAAAUCUAUUAUAGAGCAUGUAAUUAUUAAUCGCACUAGCUUAUGAUUGUUUUCUGAUUAACAUUGUUAUAAAAACGAUAAUAAUUGUUAUUACAAUAAUAUUACUCUAUGUACAAUUUUAAUAAUAUUUGUAUCUACUUAAGUUACAUUAUUUGCUUGUAAAACAUUAAUCGCUCCAAUAAAUUUCAUCAUCAUUA
This is a messenger RNA of Cotesia glomerata, 2857 nucleotides long. Its product is annotated as probable helicase senataxin. The record is from RefSeq and is a predicted model, not a curated record. Gene Ontology annotation, biological process: termination of RNA polymerase II transcription. The transcript is spliced from 11 exons. NCBI's taxonomy places the organism in Eukaryota, Metazoa, Arthropoda, Insecta, Hymenoptera, Braconidae. Gene Ontology annotation, cellular component: nuclear body. Bases 190 to 2706 code for a protein of 838 amino acids. Gene Ontology annotation, molecular function: helicase activity; transcription termination site sequence-specific DNA binding.